UUUCAAGAAACGUGCCGGGUUCAUCCGUGCAGUGAUUUCUUGGUCGUGCGCUUGGGUGGGAGGUGUUAAAAGUUGUGCUGAUAUUCUUUGUGGAUACAUCAACCGUAGAUUUUGAUGAAAGAUGGAGACACUUCUUGAAAUGGGGUUUCCAAAAAACAGAGCAGAAAAGGCUCUUGCCAUGACUGGACACAAGGGAGCUGAACCUGCAAUGGAAUGGCUCCUGUCCCACUCGGACGACCCGACCAUUGAUGACCCCAUCCCAGAGGAUGCUGCUACGGCCGAGGGUCAGGGGGAGCAGGUUCAAAGGGUUCUAACUGCGGAAGAAAAAGCUCAAAAAGCGAAAGAAUUGGAAGAGAAAAUCAAGGCGAGAAGAUUAGAGAGGGAGGAAAAGGAGAAAAGGGAGGCGAUUGAAAAAGAGAAGAAUAGGAUGGCUACAGGGAAGCAGAUUGUAGACGCCAAGAGACGAAUGGAAGAGUUGGAGAUGAAGAAAAUCGCAGAGGAGAGAAGGCGAGAGAAGAUUGAGGAGCGGCUGGCCAGGGAACGGGUCAAGAAGCAAAUUGAGGCUGACAAAGUGGCGCGGCGACAGAAGUUCGGAAUGGAGACGCCAGAGGGUGCGGCGGCUGCAGCGCCCCCGGCUCCGGCUGCGGCUGCCGCCCCUGCCGCCCCUGCCGAGGCGCCCGCCAAGAAAGAGUACUCCAUGACCAGACUACAGAUCCGGCAGAUGGACGGCUCGGCGCUCACCACCUCGUUCGCCGCCAAGGAAGCGCUGGCGGCCGUGCGGCUGUACGUGCAGAUGAACCGCACCGACGGCUCCGGCGAGUUCACGCUCGGCACGGCCUUCCCGCGGCGCGUCUUCACGGCCGAAGACUACGAGAAGCCGCUCGACUCGCUCGGUCUGGUGCCGUCGGCCGUGCUCAUCAUCUCGCGGCCGGCGUGAUGCCGUCCGGGACGCGCCGCCGCCGACGACGUCAGCUGGGGAUUGGGCGCGGCCGGCGCCUCUGGCCCGGGGCGGCGGCCCGAGGCCGGGCGGAGACACGCCGAACCCGUGUCAGCUGCCGCGCGCCCAGAUCCGUCAGCUUUUAAGUGCCCUUGCGUAUGCGUUGAAGCAUGCGUCGACUGACUGUACUUGUCCCGGAAUGACCAAGUUCGAUGACAAGUUGGACGCAUGCCGCAAACAAGCGUUACAUUUCCAGGAGCGUUGUGAUUGCCGUGCUGUGGCUGUUCCGCGCUGCUGUGGAAUGAAGCCGUCGAACCGUUGUGCUGCUGCCGAACACGACACAAACACAGACGACGACAUUGGAACAUUUAGUUGCUUGAGUCUCGAAAUACAGGUAAUAUCAAUCA
Pollicipes pollicipes is the source of this 1344-nucleotide messenger RNA. Its product is annotated as UBX domain-containing protein 1-B. The transcript is spliced from 8 exons. The record is from RefSeq and is a predicted model, not a curated record. Gene Ontology annotation, molecular function: K48-linked polyubiquitin modification-dependent protein binding. Bases 122 to 937 code for a protein of 271 amino acids. Gene Ontology annotation, cellular component: cytoplasm; nucleus. NCBI's taxonomy places the organism in Eukaryota, Metazoa, Arthropoda, Thecostraca, Pollicipedomorpha, Pollicipedidae. Gene Ontology annotation, biological process: negative regulation of proteasomal ubiquitin-dependent protein catabolic process; negative regulation of protein ubiquitination; negative regulation of protein K48-linked deubiquitination.